Molecule: messenger RNA, 1843 nt
Organism: Drosophila arizonae
Lineage: Eukaryota; Metazoa; Arthropoda; Insecta; Diptera; Drosophilidae
Source: RefSeq, a predicted model, not a curated record
AGCUACAAUGGAGAUUGGACACCUGACUUCUGCCGAAAUAAAGCAGUUGUGGAAUCAGGUGGUCACUCAAACGGGUGUCGAAAAGUACAGCUCUGACGAAUGGCAAGAACACUAUGAGCAGUUCUGGAAGUGUAUGGUGACCACCUUGAAACCAUACGUAGCGGUUCAAUCUGUCACGCAAUUCAUCCCAAAUUUUCCACUAGAUGGCGAGCAAUCCGAUGCCCCAAUCAAACCUCCGCCUCGGAAGUCGACACAGGUGCAGCCGCCUGUUAUAUCGGAUUCAAUAUCGGCGCUACGAAUACCACGCGUGAAGUCCGACAAUAACUUCAUAGGAAGCGGUCCAUUGGACCAGAUACCAGGCGGUAUACCAAAUGAGCUGAAUAGUGAGCCACAGCCGCUUCCAUGUCAGAAGCCUAGAUUUGAGGAUUAUAUAGAGCAACAGCCACGCAAUGACCAAGAAGAGAUAAGUCAGUGGCAUCUUCAACAGCAGCAAGAGCAACUUGCAUUGCAAGAUUUAAAUAGCCGCGCUGGAGGAAUUGGUCCAGUUAAAGGACGAAAAAGGUCACGCGAACGUUAUCCACAUCAACAACAAUUCGAACAACAAAAUCUUCAAGUUGAUGGACAACAUCACUGUAAUCGUCCGUUAGAGUUGCAAAAACUUCACAAUGCGCAAUUAACGGAACCGAUUCCUGGACAGGAUAAUCAGGAACAGAAUUGUUCAUUGUCAGACGAGAUAACGACGAAACGAAAACGAUCUCGUCGUGCACAUCCGGACAACCAAUUGUCACCGAAAAAACCGAAGCUUACUCUAGAUAAUGUGGAGGAUUAUAUCGAACAACAAGAGGGCUUUAAGAUUUUCUCCAGCGAGGCCGACCGAAAGAAAGACUUGCUCUCAAAGCUCAAGUCCGAAGAAUUUUGUAUAUCGACAUUUACCAGAACUGGCAAUGAGAAGAUCGAUUCCGUUUCCGAUCAGCACGUGGAGAAUAUACUCAUUGAAGAUAUCUUUCAGCUAGCUGAUAAAAAGCGAAUCAACAAUGACAAAUCGCCAACUGAAACGAUUCCAGAAUUGUCCUAUAACUCUGACGAGCAAGUCGAUAAUUGGGUGCAAAGUUUCCAUGUCGAGCAAGCACCACCCCUUGAAGUCAACACAGGUUCCAUUACAGAUUUCUUCAAGCACUUACCGAAGCUACCGAAGCUAGUUGAAAAAACUGAUGGGAUAAAAUCUGUAGUGGGGAAUGUGUGUUUAUGUGACCCUAUGGAGGCGAAUAAAGAUCCACCAAAACCUCAUGCACACAAGAAAACAGUGAAAGAGGAUAAGCAAAAACCAACUAAUAAAUCGCAGCAACGUGCCUGAGGGUAUUCAAAUGUUCUGCUUAUCGGGUGCAGCCCAUAAGCAGUUUACAAUCAAAUCCACCUACGGAGAGCUCCAUGUCAAGCAGUGCAGAUGCUUGAAUUUCAAUUUUAGCCGUUAACUUUAAUCAAAUGCACAAAAGAUCGUUUGCGGCUAGAGGCAAACAAAACAUGUAAAACACUUCACAUAAAUUGCAUCAAAGGGGACACUACGAAGCGGCAGCAGCAGCAGCAACAUCAUCAACAGCAGCAACAACAACAACAACAAUAUUAACAAAGCGUUGUAAACAAACGUUGUAGGCUGCAAACCAAAAUUGAAUUUGCGGUUUUGGCGUGUGGGCCAAGUUCCAGUUGUAGUUGGGCGUCAACUCGAACAAGUGCGUAUCAGGUAUCUAUGCGAAAGGCCGUAACACGUAAUAUCCGAUGAGACAAUGCGGCAAAUAACUGUAAAUGAAGCUAAAAUGUGGUCAGCAAAUGCGGCAACCGCACCAUA